AUGGCGUUCCGAAAGAGACGUCACGAUUCCGAUGGAGAUUCUGAUGAAGAGAAGCUCCCCAUCACGAAAGACGAUGAUGAUGACUUAAAAGCUGAACCCGCGAAGAAGUCGAAAAAUAUAUGGUCCGAUAUGCUCCUCGAAGACCAGUUGCUCGAGAAAGGAUCGAAGAUCAAUCUCGAUCGAAGUUCGCGAAAGCAGCCGAAUGUUUCACGUGGACCCGAGUCAUAUUUAAUGCCACAAGAAGAGUUUAAUAGGAAAAAUAUGAAAAAAGGACAACCUAAGAAACAAGACAUGGAUAAUCCAGUUGUUUUUGUGACUCCAGCAAGUGAUGACUUGUUCGGUGAUGCCCCAAGUGCCUUGGACGAAGGUUUUGGCGUCAAAAAGAAUGAAGUCAAAGCACCUGUACAAGAAGAAGAAGCUGGCUGGUGGGGCAAGAAAGGUGCAAAUAAAAGAUUUUGCGAUCGUAUGGCUCAACAAGACCGACAGCCGAAACCAGUAUAUGUUCAAAAGAAAACUUCACAAUUAAUGGCUGAAGAAUUCUCAUUGGAAACAAUGCUUGCUGCUAAAUUCGAAGAAGAUAUCACUCUCGAAGAGCUUGGAAAUCAGAUUGCAGAUGCAAUGGGGGAGAAAGAUCCCGAUACGGUCAAGAAAAUUGUCAAUGCCAUAGGCCGUGAAGUUUCUCUCAAGCUUUUCAGCGAUACGAAAGAAGUGGAGCAAAAUGGUGGCAUGAAAAUCACUGACGGUAGCCGCCGUCGUACUCCUGGAGGCGUUUUCAUCACACUUUUUAAAAUGGACUCUGCAGUAUCUCGCGAAGUUAAAAAUAGUAUUUUCGACAACAUGCGGAAUGCCGACAAACAACGGUCAAAGAACAAGAAAAAAGCUCAGAACUUCACCAAGCAACUUGAAGAUGUGAAGAAAACAAUGGAACUCGUUGCUCAAGCUGAAAAUGACAUUGCCAAUGAAGAACUUGGAAUUGUCGAUGAUGUUCCGUUCAACGAUGAUGUCGUUGACAUGAUCUGA
This is a messenger RNA of Caenorhabditis remanei, 1020 nucleotides long. RefSeq lists its product as uncharacterized. The transcript is spliced from 4 exons. The record is from RefSeq and is a predicted model, not a curated record. Gene Ontology annotation, cellular component: nucleus. Gene Ontology annotation, biological process: snRNA export from nucleus. The coding region runs from base 1 to 1020 and encodes 339 amino acids. NCBI's taxonomy places the organism in Eukaryota, Metazoa, Nematoda, Chromadorea, Rhabditida, Rhabditidae.